AUGACUUCGUUUCAGAUUUUGUCUCUCAUUACAGCAGCUACUUCUGUUGUAGCACUCGCUGGGACACCAAAUGUCUACGCCAGUGGCCGCCGAGGCUCAUGCUAUGAUGAUAAUGCAGCUGACAAUACAUGCUGCUAUUCAUCACCUGCGAGACUAAUUCAGACUCAAGUCUGGGAUACACGACCAGUCACUGGACCUUUAGACUCAUGGACGGUUGGUGGACUCUGGCCAAUCCAUAACGACGGCUCCCUCCCUACCAACUGCGACACCAACCGUACAUAUACAAACAUCACACGGAUUCUCUACCAUGCCGGUGCUGAAGAGACCAUUGACGAGAUGAACAACCUCUGGGAGUCGCCCGAUGGAGACAACGACGAGCUCUGGCAAGAUCAAUGGGCUAAGUAUGGCACAUGCUUUAGUACCUUAAGCCCGGAGUGCUUCAGCGACUAUGAAGUCUCCGAAGAAGCAGUCCCGUACUUCCAAAAAGCCAUGUCUCUCCACAAGAGGUUACCCACAUAUGAGUGGCUUCGUGACGAUGGCAUUAUCCCUUCGUAUUCCAUGUUUUAUCGGCUCUCAGACAUCCAAGAUACACUAGAGGACCACCAUGGCUCCCGCGUGUCACUUCGCUGUGCUGGACAAAGACUACGAGAAAUUGGGUAUCACUUCAAUGUUACAGGGACCCUGCAAGAUGGCUUCUUCACUGACUCGGGAGCAUUCGGGGACUUGGAUGAUUGUCCAGAGCUGGUGUUGUAUGAACCUAAGGGGGAGACCAAGAAAGCGAUUUUUAACUUUGAGACGUUUCAUCCGCAUACCGCUGCGGAUGUGGAGGACCUUUAG
Messenger RNA from Fusarium redolens, 837 nucleotides. RefSeq names its product ribonuclease T2-like protein. Gene Ontology annotation, biological process: RNA catabolic process. Gene Ontology annotation, cellular component: extracellular region. The record is from RefSeq and is a predicted model, not a curated record. NCBI's taxonomy places the organism in Eukaryota, Fungi, Ascomycota, Sordariomycetes, Hypocreales, Nectriaceae. Gene Ontology annotation, molecular function: RNA binding; ribonuclease T2 activity. The coding region runs from base 1 to 837 and encodes 278 amino acids. The transcript has 2 exons.